AGCUCUCCUUUCUCAACUUUUGCUGCAUUACACUAUCAGACGCCCAUUGCUCGCCCAACCACACGCGUUCCUUCCCCCCUCCGAGGUAUAUAGUUUGUUUCCUCCCGCGUCACCGCCAAAGUGCCCCUCCUUCCAUCCCACAUGUCUACCAGACUCUUCCGCCCGUUUCAACGCAUCGCGACAUCUUCACUUUCUACAACAUACCGUACCUUCCACUCUACAUCGCCCAACAUGGUUGUCCACAACGUCCGCAACGCCGAGGAAUGGACGGAGACCCUCAAGAACAACAGAGUUGUUCUCCUUGAUUGCUUUGCCACCUGGUGCGGUCCUUGCAAGGCCAUCGCACCCCUUCUGGCCCAGGAAUCCGAGAAGCCGGAAUACCAAGGCAUUCACUUUGUCAAGAUUGAUGUCGACGAGGUCCCCGACGUGAGCCAGGAGCUCGGCAUUCGGGCCAUGCCUACUUUCAUGUUCUUCAAGGAUCAGGAGAAGGAUCAGGAACUCGUCGGCGCCAACCCCGCUGUCCUCAAAAAGAACAUUGCAACUGUUGCCGCAAGCCCCGAGGCUCAGGAGGUGCUGACCCUUAAGACUCAGAAGGCCGACACUGAGAAGACUGCUGGAUCGACUGAGGAGGCGAAGCAGGAGUAGAUAAUCAACGUAUUUGCGUCAAGAGGAGGCAGCAGAGAGGAAGGCAGCUAUCCGUGUAGAACCUGUCCAUGAUACAAGAUACCAAACAAGAACAGCAAAAAACUUUGAUCUGAAGACUUGCAGGAGGUCCAGGCCGAGAACAGUGUUGCCGCACUUUCUAGCCGUACACGGUACGGUAUUGGCCACUUGGGGAUGCUGUUGUUAUGUCGUCCAGGACCAU
Molecule: messenger RNA, 865 nt
Organism: Colletotrichum godetiae
Lineage: Eukaryota; Fungi; Ascomycota; Sordariomycetes; Glomerellales; Glomerellaceae
Product: thioredoxin
Exons: 3
Coding region: 142-645 (167 amino acids)
Cellular component (GO): cytosol
Molecular function (GO): protein-disulfide reductase activity
Source: RefSeq, a predicted model, not a curated record